Zea mays is the source of this 2178-nucleotide messenger RNA. RefSeq names its product gamma-aminobutyrate transaminase 1, mitochondrial. Gene Ontology annotation, biological process: biotin biosynthetic process. Bases 286 to 1818 code for a protein of 510 amino acids. Gene Ontology annotation, molecular function: S-adenosyl-L-methionine:8-amino-7-oxononanoate transaminase activity; pyridoxal phosphate binding. The record is from RefSeq and is a predicted model, not a curated record. The transcript is spliced from 19 exons. Lineage: Eukaryota; Viridiplantae; Streptophyta; Magnoliopsida; Poales; Poaceae.
AUCAAUCACCCCAGGGUGGUGGCGUGCUUCCUCUGUCGUCCGAUCUGCCGUUAUCAGAGCGGAGCACGGGGACUCGGGGAGAGAGAUAAUACCGUGGACAAAAUUGGGCACGUCUUCUUCUCCGCGAACCUCGCGUCCUCCUCGCCUGCCUGCCUACAAGUCUCCCCCCUCCCCUCCCCGUGCCUCCCUCGGGCCUCGCUUCUCGCGCUCUUCCUCUCUUGCCUCCGCCUGCCUCCAGGCUCCAACAACCCGGGAGGGCGCCGUCCGCCCCCGCCUCCGGGAGCGAUGAUGAUCGCGCGACGCCUGCUCCGAUCCAAUAAUGCCCCCGCCCAGGCAACCAGCUUAUUGAAGCAUGUAACUGGCACCGCAAGUUUGCAAGGCAAUGCGGAUAGCUUGUUGGAUGGUACAGUCAGACAUUUUGGCUCAGCACCGUCUGCCCAGCCUGAAGAAAAUGGGUUCAAGGGCCACGGCAUGCUGGCGCCUUUUACAGCUGGCUGGCAGAGCAAUGAUUUGCACCCUCUGAUCAUUGAGAGAUCUGAGGGUUCCUAUGUCUAUGACAUUAAUGGGAACAAGUAUCUGGACUCUCUUGCAGGAUUAUGGUGCACAGCUUUAGGUGGUAGCGAGCCUCGCUUAGUCAAAGCAGCAACUGAGCAAUUAAACAAACUACCCUUCUACCAUUCCUUCUGGAACCGUACAACAAAACCUUCGUUGGAUCUUGCACAGGAGAUCCUUAGCAUGUUCACUGCAAGGGAAAUGGGGAAAGUUUUCUUCACAAACAGUGGUUCAGAAGCAAAUGACUCUCAGGUCAAACUAGUAUGGUAUUAUAACAAUGCAUUGGGGAGGCCAAACAAGAAGAAAUUUAUUGCGCGAUCAAAAGCAUACCAUGGAUCUACAUUGAUUUCAGCGAGCCUAACUGGUCUUCCUGCCCUACACCAGAAGUUUGAUCUACCAGCACCUUUUGUUCUGCACACUGACUGCCCUCACUACUGGCGAUAUCAUCUUCCUGGCGAGACAGAAGAAGAUUUUGCGACUAGACUUGCCACCAAUUUAGAGAACCUCAUUCUCAAAGAAGGACCAGAAACAAUUGCUGCUUUCAUUGCUGAACCUGUGAUGGGUGCUGGUGGUGUCAUCCCUCCUCCAAAGACCUAUUUUGACAAGGUUCAAGCAAUCGUGAAGAAGUAUGACAUUCUUUUCAUAGCAGAUGAGGUUAUCACUGCAUUUGGAAGGCUGGGAACUAUGUUUGGAUGCGAUUACUAUAACAUCAAGCCAGAUCUAGUUUCACUGGCCAAGGCUCUUUCAAACGCCUACGUACCCAUCGGGGCAACUCUUGUUAGCCCAGAGAUAUCAGAUGUGAUCCAUUCCCAGAGCAAUAAGCUUGGUUCAUUUGCUCAUGGAUUCACGUACUCCGGCCAUCCGGUUGCCUGUGCUGUGGCCAUUGAAGCUCUGAAACUUUAUCGCGAAAGGGACAUUCCCGGCCAUGUCAAGCAAAUCGCCCCAAAGUUCCAGGACGGGAUUAGGGCGCUGGCAGACAGUCCGAUUAUCGGGGAGAUACGUGGCUUGGGGAUGAUUAUGGGGACCGAAUUCACAAACAACAAGUCACCGACUGAUCUGUUCCCUGCCGAAUGGGGGGUCGGUGCCAUCUUCGGCGAAGAGUGCCAGAAGCGCGGCAUGCUGGUGAGGGUCGCUGGCGACGCCAUCAUGAUGUCGCCGACGCUGAUCAUGACGCCCGGCGAAGUCGACGAGUUGGUGCGCAUCUACGGGGAAGCCCUCAAGGCCACGGAGGAGAGGGUGGCAGCCCUGCAGUCCAAGAAGAACUAGCCAAAAGGGCGGCGACGACGAUAACGAUAAACGCCGGGCGACGACGGACCAUAUUUGAUGUACAGGUGAAUAAACAGCCAAGUUCGUGGCUGCGAGAUGGCAAUAGCGCGCCGGUCUAUGUUCUUGCUCUGUCGCCAAGCAAAUGGUGGCUCAACUUUUUAAACAUGUCAUAGAUGUUUUUUUCUUCCCUUCCUUUCCCUUAAGGAAUGGCAAUACAUCUCAAAUGUUUGCUGCCCUGUAGUUCCUGAAGAUAAUGGGUUUCGUGUAUAUCGUGAGUAUUAGUAGUGUUCGGAUACAUAGCUUUGUAAAGGCAAAGCAAUAAUAAAGUGAAGGAACUGCAGUUUCGAGUCUGCAAGCAUA